This is a messenger RNA of Lates calcarifer (barramundi perch), 4031 nucleotides long. RefSeq names its product prolyl 3-hydroxylase 2 (gene p3h2). Gene Ontology annotation, molecular function: iron ion binding; protein binding; L-ascorbic acid binding. The transcript has 15 exons. The record is from RefSeq and is a predicted model, not a curated record. NCBI's taxonomy places the organism in Eukaryota, Metazoa, Chordata, Actinopteri, Centropomidae. Gene Ontology annotation, cellular component: endoplasmic reticulum. Gene Ontology annotation, biological process: collagen metabolic process. The coding region runs from base 731 to 2779 and encodes 682 amino acids.
AGUGCAGCAAGUUAAACAGGUUUAUUUAGCAUUUGUAGUCCCUGGAUGUGAUUAAGUCACUUUAAGAAUGUUAGAAUAAAUAUUAUAAAGUUAAUGAGCUUCUUUAGACAAAAAUCUAAUUUAAAUCCAGUCUGUUGCUGCAGUUUUAUGACAAGAACUCAUUUUGUAUUUGCUGCCGUUUGUUUAUAAUAGGCGCAUUUGUUUUUCAGGCAUUUCUGUAGUCACUUUAUCUGUCCCGAGAAGGAACCCACACUUUUUCUUUUCAAAGUUUCCUCAUAUCUUCGGCGGCAAAAUCUCAGUCUUUACUUCAUCUAUAGCAACAAAAACUCGAGCUGAGAAAAACUGGAAGUCCAAACUGAAAUUUGUGCGGUGAAAUAAACGUAUUUUUUGCUCAUGUUUGUGAUUACCCACGGGGUUCCCUGAAGGACCCCUGUGACUGGUCGUAAGGAGAGCUGUGAUUGUAUCCUGGCCAUUCAUUCCUCGGAGGGGAGGAGUUAACACGGAGCCGGAGAAGGGGGUCAUAACAAAAUGUGUGUCCCUGACUAAAGCAACAUUAUUUCCGCCCAGGUCCCGUGCUGUCUCUGAAUAUCUCCACGAGCAACAUUUAAAUGGACUGUAAAACGAGUCUGAGCUGACUGUUGUUGUGACUGACAGCCGCUCCGUCUGCUUCCCCCCCUCCCUCCCCUCCCACCGCCCGUUGCUCCUCACGGUCUGAACCCGAAAGCAGAGGAUGGAUGGAAACUUUUCACCGGCUUCUAUCUCAGCAGUGGUUCUCCUUUUAACCGUCGCGUUGUCAUCUUCAGCCGCUUUUCUGGAGCCUUACGACCUCUUAUACGACAACGCGGUGCAGGCGUUUUACAGCAGCGACUAUGAAAAUGUGGUGCGCUACAUGGAGGGAGCGCUCAGCAGCUGCAGAGAGGUCCGGCGCACCAAAGUCCGGUGCCGGCUGAGGUGCCAGGACCAGCAUCCGUUUGAUGACACCUUCUCGGACCUGCGCUUCUUCGACGUGGUUCUCCGGAGAGCGGGGUGCAUGAACAAAUGCAUCGAGGAGAAACUCGGCACGCAGUCCGUGCACAAAGUCAGCGAAGAUGUGGUGCAGGACUUCAACAGGAGGAUCCCCUACAACUAUCUUCAACUGGCUUAUAAGAAGUUGAAGCAGCCUGACAAAGCAGCAGCUGCAGCUCACACCUACUUCCAGGCCAAUCCAGAACAUGUGGAGAUGGGUGAGAACCUGGAGCAGUACAAAGACCUGGAGGGCGUCAAUGAGGACCACUUUGUAGACCGAGAAGCCCGGCCUCACCAGCAUUCGUUCACAGCAGCAGUGUUGUUGUAUGUCAAGGGCGACUACGAAGGUGCCAUCAUUCUUUUUGAGGAGGCUCUGGCAGAGUACUAUGAAGCAGACGUGGAGUGUCGGGCCCUGUGCCAAGGGCCGCAGAGGUUUGAGGGCCAUGAUCACCUCCGCUACCGUUACAGCCUCCAUGAACUCGUAUCAGAUCACUUCACUCAGGUGCUGCACUGUGAACAUGAGUGUGUCAGAGAUCUCGCCACCCGUCCAGGCCGUCUCUCACCCAUGGAGAAUUACCUGCCUCUGCACUAUGACUACCUUCAGUUUGCCUACUUCCAGAUGGACAGGCUGGAGGAGGCAUUACAGUGCGCUCUGACCUACCUUUUAUUCCAUGAGGGAGAUGAGUUCAUGACGGAAAAUGUGGAUUACUACAGAGAUGUGCUGGGACACGACGGUGAACCAAGAGAGAAAGCUGCAUGGUACCUGAGGAGGCAUAAACAGGAACUGGAGCUGCUUCUGAUUGGAAGCAAAACCAUGGGUGUGGAAUUUACCGAAGGGAAUUAUUGGAGCAGCACAGGUGGAAGAGACGACUCAAACAGGAUUCCCUCUGGCACAGACGGCUGGAUGGAGUACGUUCCCAUCUCAGAGAAGAGCAGCGUCGCUGUUGCUGCUCCACAGCAACUCAAAGAAGGUGGGCCCUUGUUGUAUGACGGCGUGCAGCUGGUGCAGAACUCUGUGGCCUUGAACGGGACCCAGCGAGUGCUGCUGGAUCAUGUUAUAUCUGAGGAGGAGUGUGCAGAGCUCAGACACCUGGCACAUGUUGUCACCUUGGCAGGAGAUGGUUACAGAGGGAGGAUGUCUCCACACACUCCCAAUGAGAAAUUUGAAGGAGCCACUGUGCUCAAAACCCUGCAGUACGGAUAUGAGGGCAGAGUGCCGAUGAAGAGCGCUCGCCUCUUCUACGAUAUCAGUGAGCGAGCGAGACGUAUCAUUGAGUCCUACUUCCUGCUCAACUCCACCCUGCACUUCUCCUACACACACCUGGUGUGCCGGACAGCCAUCACAGGCCGACAAGACCACAGGAACGACCUGAGUCAUCCCAUCCAUGCUGACAACUGUCUACUGGACCCCCAGGCCAAUGAAUGCUGGAAGGAACCACCAGCAUACACAUACAGAGACUACAGCGCACUGUUGUAUUUAAAUGGAGAUUUCGAAGGAGGGGAGUUCAUAUUUACAGAAAUGGACGCCAAAACAGUCACGGCAUCUGUGAAGCCCAGGUGCGGCAGGAUGGUGGGUUUCUCAUCAGGAGGGGAGAAUCCACACGGCGUAAAGGCCGUCACCAGCGGGCAGAGGUGUGCUGUGGCUCUGUGGUUCACCCUGGAUCCACUCUUCAGAGAACUGGAGAGACUACAGGCAGAUGAGGUGAUCCAGGCACUAGACACACAGUCUGUGUGGGGUCAGGGCCUCAACAUCAACCCUAAAGAUGAACUGUAGAAGCAGAGAAACAACUUCACCCCACCCCAUCCUCUCCCAAAUCAAAUUCUUCUAUAUAUUUUAAUUAUUUAUUGAAUGACCUUUGGAUCAGAACAUCUCUAUUUUUGUACUGUUUGAAGGGCAAGAUCAAUAAUAUUGACAUUUUUGUUGUCAGUUUUAUGUUUUUAUUUUCAUGUUUCUUUACACACCAGUACUUGAGUUUACCUUUGGUUCUUUGUCUUUCCUUCCAAUGUCAACCUCGAGUUAAGAAAAAGUCAGAUUCACCUCGUUUUGUUUUGUACCUGGUUGAGUUUGCAGAGUGUUUUCAGGAGUUUUCAGACUGUUUUCUUUAGACUGCUUGUACCUGGAAUCUCAGUGAACUGUGAAGAAGCCAAAGAGAACAACGGCAGUCGACAUUUUUCUGCUUUGGGCUUGUUCUUACUUUAGACAACAUAUUCAGUGGGUUUUAUUCAAAAACACUAUGUACAGUUCUUUUAAAAAAUUACCUUAAUUUCAGUAGUCUGGAGCUCAAAAUAAUGUUUGAUUUAAUCUUUACAAAUAGUACUGUUACAUAUGCCUUUUUUCCGUGCCAGUAAUAAUUAUUUUCAAAGUAGGCAGUGCACUGUUUUGUUUUGUUUUUUUAUUUGGGUACCUUAAGUUUCAAAUAGCACUCAUUCAAAAAAAAAAAAAAAGAUAUGCUCUAAUAUGCUGAAUAUUUAAUGAUCAUGUACUAUGUCCUCUGUGUGUCUGAAAAUAUCUUCUGUCACUACUUUGUCCACUUCUCCUCUUCCUUCCUUUGUGGGCACACAGAGCAGAAUACUGGUUUACAUGUUCACUGACAUGAGGGUGUGUGUGAGAGUGUGUGUGUGUGUGUGUGUGUAUCUGUGUAUGUAUGUGUUUAUGUCCUACUUCUAUUUAUGUGUUUUUAAUAAGCUGCUGUUGUAACUGUCUGCAUUUAAUAUGAGAAACUUUUUUCAUAUAAGAUGUCGAUCAUUCCUGUUUCAAGGAAUACAUAUUUGUAAGGUCUUUCAUUUCUUAAUAUUUGUGUUGAUGAUACAGAUGAUAGGCCGAGUCGUGCACUGUAAAUCCAAUGGAAAGAAACAUACAAAGAGUAGCUUUGUUUCUGUAUAUAGAUUUAAACUGCUAACCAGAAACUUAAUCCUGUCAUUUUAUGAGGUUGGCCAUUUUUGUUUCACUGAUAUUUUAUUUUGAAAUGCUCUAACACAUUAAAAUGUAUGUGUACAGGCCUAUAAAUUAAAAAUAAUAUUCCAUA